This is a messenger RNA of Akanthomyces muscarius, 1092 nucleotides long. RefSeq lists its product as uncharacterized. The coding region runs from base 1 to 1092 and encodes 363 amino acids. NCBI's taxonomy places the organism in Eukaryota, Fungi, Ascomycota, Sordariomycetes, Hypocreales, Cordycipitaceae. Gene Ontology annotation, cellular component: cytoplasm. The transcript has 4 exons. The record is from RefSeq and is a predicted model, not a curated record.
AUGAAGCUUGUUCAUUAUACCGGCGGCCAGCAGCAUCGUAAACUCAACCAGUUACAACCACACACUCUCAAACCACUUACACGGCACAUCUACGACUACGUCCAAACCAUGGUUCAGAUUCUCGGAAAAGAAGUCGGCUCUACCGGCUACGGCCUCAUGAGCUUCGGCUUCGCCAAGGACAAGCUCACCCUCGACGAGGUCCUGACCACCAUGGAGGCCGCCUACGACCGCGGCUGCCGCCUCUGGAGCGGCGCCGAGUUCUACGGCCCGCCCGACUGGAACAGCCAGCUCUUCAUCCGCGAGUACUUUGCCCGUCACCCGGAGCACGCCGCGCACGUCGUCGUCUGCAUCAAGGGCGGCCUCGACACGCAGAAGCUGGCGCCCGACACCAGCGCGGCGUUUGUCCGGCGGUCCAUCGACAACAUCCUCGCGCAGCUCGGCGGCCGCAAGACGCUCGACGUCUUCGCCAUUGCCCGCCGCGACACCACGAGCGACUUUGCGGCGACGCUGCGCAUGAUCCGCGACGAGUACGUCGACACGGGCAAGAUUGGCGGCGUCUCGCUCAGCGAGUGCUCCGUGCAGACCGUCGAGGACGCGGUGGCGGUGCUGCCCGUCCAGCUGGCGGAGCUGGAGCUCAGCCUGUUUACGACGGACAUACUGCACAACGGCAUCGCGGCCGCGUGCGCCAAGCACGAUAUUCCCAUCAUGGCCUAUUCUCCCGUGGGCCGAGGCCUUCUCACCGGCGGAAUCAAGAGCGCCGAGGACGUCAAGGGCCGUCUCGGCAUGUUCCCGCGCUUCCACGGCGCCGCGCUCGACCACAACCUGCAGCUGACGGCCAAGGUCCAGGAGCUGGCCGCGCAAAAGGGCUGCACGCCGGCGCAGCUCGCGCUCGCGUGGGUGCGCCGGCACAAUCACCGCGACGGCUUGCCGGCCGUCAUCCCCAUCCCGGGCACGACGUCGGUCGCGCGCGUGCACGAGAACACGGCCGAGGUGCAGCUCACCGACGAUGAGUUUGCGGCGCUGUCCAAGCUGGCCAACGACUUUGAGACGGCGGGCGCGCGGUACCCGUCCAUGUUCCCUACCAACACGUAA